CACUGGCGCUUCCCCCUCUGGUCGUCCACUGGCUAUGACACGGUAAUAAAGCACACGCAGGGCUGGUGUGAACACUGAGCGCAGGCUCACGGACACGGGCUCUCCGUCUCGCUCUCUCGAUCUCGCGGUCACUCCGGGAUCGGUUAGGGAGCGGUUCAGGGUCUCUGUGCGGCGGUGUGUCCCUGUGAGUGGAGGCGCUCGCCCCGCUGUAGCUCCUCCAGCCUCCCCCGCUCCCCGCCUGAUCAACAUGAAGACCAGAGUGCCGCUCUACGACUGCAGGAGAGGAGGACUGUGAGACCGCCUUCACCAUGAUGAAAAAGAAGAAAUUCAAGUUUAGAGUAGACUUCCAGCUGGACGAGCUCUCCUCCGUGCCCUUCGUCAACGGAGUGCUGUUCUGUAAAGUCCGGCUGCUCGACGGAGGAUUCUCCGAGGAGUCUUCACGAGAAAUGGUCCAGGCUAACUGUGUGCACUGGAGAAAGAAGUUUUCAUUCCCGUGCAAAAUGAGUGCCAGUGCUGGAACAGGAGUCCUCGAUCCGUGUGUGUGUCGCGUUUCUGUCAGAAAGGAGCUGAAAGGCGGAAAGACGUACGCAAAGCUGGGCUUUGCUGAUCUGAACCUGGCUGAGUUUGCAGGCUCAGGGAGCACCACACGCCGGUGUCUGCUGGAGGGCUACGACACCAAGAACACCAGGCAGGACAAUUCGAUCCUUAAGGUGGUCAUCAGUACCCAGCUCAUGUCUGGAGACCCAUGCUUCAAAACGCCUCCGUCCACGGCGACAGUCAUUGGGAUCCAAGGAGACUCUGAGAGUCUACUGGAAGAGCGGAGAGGAGGAGACACACAGAAACCAUUCCUCUGCCUCUCAGAAACGCCAGGCAAGUGUGGCUCUCUGCCAGAGGAGCUAGGAGUGUUUGGUCAUUCUCGAACCUCUAGCUAUGCUAGUCAGCAGUCCAAAGUAUCAGGCUACAGCACGGGCCACUCGCGCUCCUCCAGCCUGUCAGAGUUCUCCCACAGGAGGAACACCUCAGUGGGCAGCGCCUCCACAGGCAUCGCCAGCAUCCCUGAGCCCAGUGAGGAGAACCACAGCACCACAGCACCCCCUGCUGUUGCUUCUGGGGCUUGUGCCUCUCGGCCUGAACACCCGGGCACACCUGAUCGAGCCUCUAGUAGGUACCCAGUGAAGCAGGACUCGAUGGAGUCUCAGUUAAAACGGAUGGAUGCCACGCGAGUGGAUGCCGACGACGUGGUGGAGAAGAUUUUGCAGAGCCAGGACUUCACCCACAGCCUGCUUGACUCCAGUGCUGAAGAGGAGGGUCUUCGUUUGUUUGUGGGUCCUGGAGGGAGCACAGCCCUUGGCAGUCACCAUCUGCCGGCAAGGGUUGGUGCUGGUGCCUACGAGCAGGUGGUGAUCAAGCGCUAGAGCUGGAACUUGCCAAGCAGAGAGGCGGCACAAACCAAAGUACGGGAGGAAGGGACACACAGGCUGUCCAACCUCUCAUCCUUCUGGCAGUGUUUUUCACCCUCCCAGCCUCACUGUUUGCCAGAGCCUGAAGAUUUGGACGGAACAGCACCCUCUGCUGGCUGCGAGAAGACGUGUUCUUUUCUUGAGCCUGGGGUUACUGAUAUGACCCUGUGUGGUUAAGUGUUAAAUAUCAACUCUCCAUGCUUUCCUCCCUUGGAGUGGGAAUAAAAACACAGAACAAAAAGGGGUAAACUAUUUUCUGAUUGGAACUGAAGGCAAACUCCUCUCGUUGUUUUGGGGUUCUUGGUUUUGUUGUGUCCUCCAGGUGUUUUGUUCCAUAUGUAGUUGAAUCUCUUUAAUAAGUCUCUGUUCUGCGGCUGUAUUGGUUAUGUUUGGUAGUGGAAAUGUGUUGUGCAACUCCACCACCUAUCUACACUUCGGUAUGUGUGUGUGUGUGCUGCAGAUGCAGUGCUGCAGUGUUCUUUAGUGAAGGUGACCUCACUGUUGCGCACAGCUUCUGUCUGCCGAUCUCAUUACGCUCUGAGGGAAAACUGAGCCGGCUAUUCUUUUGUUUUGCACCUUUGGGAGGAAAGCUGAGAACAGGGAGGAAAGUUCACCUUUCGUAGAGAGAGAAUUAGCUUCCACACUGUCUAUUGUGAGUUUGUCACCUCCAGGGAAAUAAUAUUCUGUAAGUAGCAUCUAAACUUGUAGGGGAACACAAGUUUUGGGAGCUUUUAGGAUUUUAGAACAGUUCAGAACUGUCCCUCAGCUCCAGCUGGUUUGUAGUGUUCAUUUGUUCUUAAAUGGUUGUCAAAGCUUAACUUAAGGAAUAUUAAAUGUCCAGAAAAGGCUCAGUCACCACAUGAACAUGUGGGUUUAAACUAUCUCAGCACAGCUUACCUACAAGGGCAAAUUCAGGCAAGCUGCAAAGAAACUGCCAUCACCAACAACUUAGCCAUGUAGUGAGGGAAGAAAGGAGUGGUAUUAGCACAGAUUCCACAUUCAUUAUGGUUGAUCUGGUCUAGAGUGUGCACACGAGUGAACCCAGGAUUGUGUUUGUGAUUUGUAGCUGCUGUAAGUUAAGCCUACAGCUGUUACUGAAGUUUAAAACAACUUCUUAUUUAAUCUGCUACAGCAAGCCACCUCAACUUGGCCCUCUUUUCUUCUCUGUACCAAAACAUUAUCAUCUAUUUUUAAAAACAGUGUAUUUACUGCAGCAACAUACUGACUUCUGAUGUAACAAACACUACAAAAUAUCUCAUUUUUGUGCAUACUUGUUUAUCGUAACAUCACUGAAUUUGUUGAUGACAGAAAUGUUAGUUAACCUGUGUGUUUCCGGUCUGCUGAUGUCAAUGUCCUUGGUUUAACUUAUAUGCCAGUACUUUCAUAAAAGCCAUAAAAGUUUAUAAUGUGAUUUCACUCUGAGACUGAGCGAGUAUGUGUGCUCUAAGCAGAUUCAACUGGCACUAAAAGACCAAUUGUGUAAAGCUAGAUGUAACAAUGCAUGGGUAGGUCUAGGACAUUAUCAGUUUAGUGUCUGUUCAUGCCCGUGUCCUGCCUGUAAGGUGCCAUCACAUCAUAAGCGUGUUCAAUUUAAUCACAAUUUAUACCGUUGGCCGAACAGUAGUACAAAACAUAUCACUGUGGGCAAUUCAUUAUCACAAGUAAUCAUCCUCUCAGGUUUGUUGACUUAAUCAUUGUAUUUGCACAAUCUUCAUUGGGACAUCAGUGUAUAUCAACAUAUAUAUAUAUAUUAAAUCAGUACUUCUUAUAGGAAAACUGCUGUUUUUUCCAUUUUAACGCUUUAAUAUAAACUCAGAGAUUAUCAUCAUCCAGCCUGCCUUCUGUGUUUUGUAACUCCAAGGAAAACGCCUGAAGACCACAUGGUUUCUUUAGCACAGUAUUUCAUCAUCUUUACAGUGUACUUCUCUCCACUUUACCCUCUAGUAUUCCACCGAUAACAGUCAUUAAAUGUUUGAAUAAUUCAUAUUUAGUCUGUAGGUCUUGGUACUUUACAUGUUGUAACAAACAACAUGGUGUUUUUCUCCUUUCUCUUCUGUGAAGCUUUUGGUCCUUGUACUGUACAGUGUCUAAUGCAACAGUGAAAUUGCUUUUGACUGUCCUGCAAUGUUUUGGUGUUUUACCACUUUUGACCAAUGAUGGCUUACAUGUCAUAAUGUUUAAUUACAAUGCUGUUUAUGUGUGUACCGCGCACUGUUAAAUAAACCCAGUAUAUUUCAAUGAAAGGA
Molecule: messenger RNA, 3706 nt
Organism: Astyanax mexicanus (Mexican tetra)
Lineage: Eukaryota; Metazoa; Chordata; Actinopteri; Characiformes; Acestrorhamphidae
Gene: eeig2b
Product: family with sequence similarity 102 member Bb
Exons: 11
Coding region: 309-1415 (368 amino acids)
Source: RefSeq, a predicted model, not a curated record